AUGAACGAUAUAUUUCUUAAAUGGUGCGCUACUGACCGUCAGUGUGUAGGGCCGACGCGGGGUGCGCGGGGUGCGCGGGCGGCGGCGCGGCGGCCAGGCGCAGGUGCACCCGCAGCGCGUCCCGCAGCAGGUACAGCGCGUGCAUGUGUACAGUGGUGCGCUACUGACCGUCAGCGUGUAGGGCCGACGCGGGGUGCGCGGGCGGCGGCGCGGCGGCCAGGCGCAGGUGCACCCGCAGCGCGUCCCGCAGCAGGUACAGCGCGUGCAUGUGUACAGUGGUGCGCUACUGACCGUCAGCGUGUAGGGCCGCGGCCGGGUGCGCGGGCGGCGGCGCGGCGGCCAGGCGCAGGUGCACCCGCAGCGCGUCCCGCAGCAGGUACAGCGCGUGCAUGUGUACAGUGGUGCGCUACUGACCGUCAGCGUGUAGGGCCGCGGCCGGGUGCGCGGGCGGCGGCGCGGCGGCCAGGCGCAGGUGCACCCGCAGCGCGUCCCGCAGCAGGUACAGCGCGUGCAUGUGUACAGUGGUGCGCUACUGACCGUCAGCGUGUAGGGCCGCGGCCGGGUGCGCGGGCGGCGGCGCGGCGGCCAGGCGCAGGUGCACCCGCAGCGCGUCCCGCAGCAGGUACAGCGCGUGCAUGUGUACAGUGGUGCGCUACUGACCGUCAGCGUGUAGGGCCGCGGCCGGGUGCGCGGGCGGCGGCGCGGCGGCCAGGCGCAGGUGCACCCGCAGCGCGUCCCGCAGCAGGUACAGCGCGUGCAUGUGUACAGUGGUGCGCUACUGACCGUCAGCGUGUAGGGCCGACGCGGGGUGCGCGGGCGGCGGCGCGGCGGCCAGGCGCAGGUGCACCCGCAGCGCGUCCCGCAGCAGGUACAGCGCGUGCUCGAGCGCGGCGCGCGCCCGCUGCAGCUGCACGCGCCGCGCGCCCACACGCGCCCGCAGCACGCACACGCCGCGCGCGCGCUCCUCCGCCGGGGACACGGACCCGCUCACGUCGCCCGUCAGCUUCUUUAUGUCUGCACCCGUACACGUGUUUUACGUUAAUCAAAGCCGAAUCAAAUUUACGAUUUAAAUGUUAUUUUGAAAGAAUAAUAUUCAUAAUACAAAAAAAAAAUAAAGAGACCAAGAAGAUAAUGAUAUUCAAGGCGAUCAUUUUUUUAUGCGAUAUUUUAUGA
Messenger RNA from Diatraea saccharalis (sugarcane borer), 1173 nucleotides. The record is from the annotation of a GenBank genome assembly. NCBI's taxonomy places the organism in Eukaryota, Metazoa, Arthropoda, Insecta, Lepidoptera, Crambidae.